CCGGCCAUUUUGCUAUAGCCACACGCGCACUCUUUAUAACCACUAUAAAUAUUAUCAUAUUAUUAUAACAGUUACCGUCACAAAAAUCUCGGCCCGCCGCAAGGAAUAAUAAAAAUAACAUGUUUGUGCGCACCGAUUUUUAACGACGUAUCAUUAUUAAAAUAUUAUUAUGUAAAAACAAUUCGUCACGUAGGUGACUUUUAAAUUUUUGUUUUUUGGUUAACGGAAAUUACACGUUGAUCUCGUGAACAUGUUGAUGGAUGUUGAUUUUGACGAUGAUACGCCAAAUCGAUGCACUACACUCGUUUACUAUGCAUGGAAAAUAUUCACGUGCUUGUUCCUGCACGUGUUACUCGUCACUAUGGUCGUGCUGUAUUGUUUGCUCGGGGCCUUUGCUUUUGAACGUCUGGAAUCAGCAAAUGAAAUUGAAGUGAAAAAUAGUAUUCGUGUAAUGAGGAUGAAUGUAACUACGGAUCUUUGGAAAUACACCAAAAAUUCAUUGGUGCUUCAACAAGAUAAUUUUACAACAAACGUAACAGCCCGGUUGCAGAAAUUUGAAGACGAUUUGAUUUACGCAAUGAAGCGUAAAGGUUGGGAUGGCGAAGAAGACACUAAAAUACAACAAUGGACUUUCACUGGGGCUUUAUUUUACUCAAUAAUUGUUAUUACAACUAUAGGUUACGGUCAUAUAGCUCCAAAAACCCUUAACGGAAAAAUAGUCACUAUAAUAUACGCGAUUGUUGGUAUACCGUUGAUGCUCUUAUGUCUGUCCAAUAUCGGCGACAUAAUGGCGCAUUCCUUCAGGUUCCUUUACUGGAAAGUAUGUUGCUAUACAUGCACCAGGCGGCAGAGACGAGUACAGUCCCUAAGGAGGUCCCGCAGUCAAAGGUCCACUACAAGAUCACACGGUUCAAGAACUACGUCAUUAAAGAGAACGGGUCGAAUAUCACAGAGAUCUGCAGACAGUGCUCUUGGAAUGUCAGAUUGUUAUACUAGAUCUUCUUAUUCGGACACUGAAUGCAGGUAUUAUGAUAAAAUGGAAAGAGAAUAUGCCAUGUUUGGAGGCGGGAUGCCUGUUAAAGCCCCUAACCGAUAUUCGCAGCAAUCCAGGUAUUCUGAUACCGUACCGUUACGAAGACACUCCCCAGCUAUUAAACCAAGAUCGACCAGUCAAAACAGUGGUCACCGAAACAAUGCUAACCAAUAUUAUUACCACGGACGAUAUCGAGUGCAAGAUCCUAGUUAUUCUGAUGGUGAUCAACUAGAUGGGCCAGAACUUCAGCAAGUGCCAUCGAUUUUAUUUAACAAAUAUGCGCUGGACAGGGAAGAAUCUCGAAGAAUUCAUCCAAAGCAAAGUCAAGAGAUCCGCCGGAACAUCCGGGGUCACUCGGCUGCGCCAAAUUUGGCGACGGAAACGCCGUCGGGUACGUUGCGAAUGAACAGCCGAAGCAAGACACCUCAGCAUCUGGUCGUAGAUAUGCUGCCAAUGGACCAUCCUGACCAGGAUUACUACCAGAAACCGAAAUUCCGACCGAGACAUCGGAAUUCCAAUCAGAGUAAGUCACGAGAAGAAUUCUUGGGCGGUGGUGGCUGUGGCGGCGGUGGAGGCGGCAAACGUUUGGAAGUGAUGGCGCCCAGUCCUCGUAUCAUGUCGCCCUUGGGUUUCGCGGUAAACCGGCAGUACCCUCGGCGGUCGACUCGGUACAGCGACUAUUACGAUGACGCGGAGCCAUACGACUUCGACGACAACAACCCGGAUCACAUUAAGCCCGUACCCAUAUGGCUGUGCGUGCUGCUGGUAGUUAGCUACAUAAUCAUGGGCGCAUUCCUGUUCAAGAGCUGGGAAAACUGGGAGUUACCGGACUCAGCGUACUUCUGCUUCAUAACGCUCACCACCAUUGGGUUCGGCGACUUCGUGCCCGCCCAGCGUGUGAUGAACAAGGGCGACGAUACCAAGCUCCGCAUAUGGUUCUGCUCGCUGUACCUGUUGUUCGGCAUCGCCCUCUUGGCAAUGAGUUUCAACCUUGUUCAGGAAGAGGUGAUCAGCAACGUCAAGACCGUGGCCCGACACUUAGGCAUCAUCAAGGAUGAGGAUGAGGAGGAGUCUGAGUGAUGGCGUACUCGUCCAAUAGUAUAAUAAUAUUUUAUAUUAUCAUCGUGAACGUACGUUGAAUGAAAUAUAUAUAAUAUGAACCGCGUAUAUACGCCAUUAUAACUUUCGCAUUAAUAUUGUUUUAAAUAUUAUGUUUUAUAAUAUACGUAAUCAUUAUGUCCAUGUGCUCACGGCCGUCAACUGCCUGUGCUCGUUUUGUAUAUUUUAUCUUAAAUUAUAGUGUUUAGAUCAUUUUGAGAUACAUUUUAAGAUAUAUUUUAAGAACUGUAAUUAAUCGCUUUACGGAUACAAAGUUUGCGUACAGAUAUCUAAAGAUGUAACAUUUAUAUAGAAAAAAAAAAUUAUCUUUGUAAAAAUCGAUUUUAAAUUCUAACUGA
Molecule: messenger RNA, 2490 nt
Organism: Melanaphis sacchari
Lineage: Eukaryota; Metazoa; Arthropoda; Insecta; Hemiptera; Aphididae
Gene: galene
Exons: 8
Coding region: 251-2113 (620 amino acids)
Biological process (GO): potassium ion transmembrane transport; stabilization of membrane potential
Cellular component (GO): membrane
Molecular function (GO): potassium ion leak channel activity
Source: RefSeq, a predicted model, not a curated record